CGUCAGCACUUACGGUUGAUUCGUGGUCAGUGUUGUUUGGAUUUUUUUUCGAUUUUUAUUUAAACGGAUAGCGUGAUAGUCCGACGACAUUCCUUUAGAUAAAAUAUACAAAAAUAUAAAAUAAGUCAUGUUCAAAUCUGUACUUAUUGUCUCGUGCCUUUUCGUGGCUGCUGUAUACAGUCAGGAUCUGAAAGUUGAUGUUGUCAGCGUUCCCGAAGUUUGUGAACAAAAAUCCAAAAAUGGUGAUACGCUCACCAUGCACUAUACCGGCACAUUGACUGAUGGCAAAAAAUUCGAUUCUAGUUUGGAUCGUGACCAACCAUUUACCUUCCAAUUGGGUGCUGGACAAGUGAUUAAAGGCUGGGAUCAAGGUCUAGUCGAUAUGUGUGUUGGUGAAAAACGUAAACUUACCAUUCCUCCAGAGUUGGGCUACGGCGAUCGUGGUGCUGGCAAUGUCAUCCCACCCAAGGCUACUUUGCACUUCGAUGUUGAGCUCAUCAACAUUGGCAACAGCCCCCCAACCACAAAUGUCUUCAAGGAGAUCGAUGAUAACGGCGAUAAGCAAUUGAGUCGCGAAGAGGUAAACCUUUAUGUCAGUGAAUAUCUGAAGAAACAAAUGACUGCCGUGGAGGGCCAAGAUUCGGAUGAGUUGAAGAACAUGUUGAAGGAAAAUGAUAAGUUGGUAGAGGAAAUCUUCCAACAUGAAGAUAAGGACAAGAAUGGAUUCAUUUCCCAUGAUGAGUUCUCGGGACCCAAACAUGAUGAGCUGUAAGAUUAGCCAACACAAAGAAUCAAAGCUGCUCUCUUUCUUCCUUGGGUCUUCCGCAGCAUGAAGUCCAAUUAAAUCCACCUGUAUGGAAACUUAAAAAUUCACAUCAUUUGACCCCCAUAUGGUUGAUUCUAAAACAUUAUUUAACAUUGUAAUCUAAAUUGUUUCAUGUAUACAUACAUAACUACUCUCAUUGUUGGAGUUGAAGGGUAUUUUUUUUUUUAAAUUCUCAAAUUUUUUAUUUCAAUAUUUUUAUUAUUGUUUCAACAAAAUUUCCCCUUUCAAUUAGCAAUUCUUGUUUUCUAAUAUGUAAUAUAUACAUACAUACGGCAGACAUACACACCCAUUACCCGAAAUAUAUAAUAUGUAAGUUCAUCAUCCACAUACAUACAUAGCUCCUUUUUUAAGUUGUUAAGUUUAGCUUAAACCGAAAACUGGCUUAAGAAAUGCAUUUGGCAUUGAGACCUUACACAAUGGGAAAUUUCAUUUUAAUGAUAAUGAAAAUAUGAACGAAGAAUUAGAAUUGGGUACUUACUUUAUUUGGUAUGUACAUGUGGGCGUUAUAAAAUUAAGUGAAAUUUUUUUAAAAAUUUUUGUAUUGUAAAAAAACCAACAACAAUUGUUCACAAUCAUUUUUUGUAAGUAAAUAAAGUAAUUUAUUAAAUGAGUAACCAA
Molecule: messenger RNA, 1444 nt
Organism: Stomoxys calcitrans (stable fly)
Lineage: Eukaryota; Metazoa; Arthropoda; Insecta; Diptera; Muscidae
Gene: Fkbp14
Exons: 6
Coding region: 128-772 (214 amino acids)
Molecular function (GO): peptidyl-prolyl cis-trans isomerase activity; calcium ion binding
Source: RefSeq, a predicted model, not a curated record